Messenger RNA from Echinostoma caproni, 957 nucleotides. The record is from the annotation of a GenBank genome assembly. NCBI's taxonomy places the organism in Eukaryota, Metazoa, Platyhelminthes, Trematoda, Plagiorchiida, Echinostomatidae.
AUGGCAGAUGAUACCCGCGAAAUUGAAGCCGCGGAUCUGUGGUCAAACGAAUUUGAUCUGUCAUUAUUCGCGGAUAAAGAGAUCAAUGUGAACGUUACCGGUAGUCUGUCCGACUAUGUGAAGAAUUUGGCCGCGCGGAUUGUGGUCAACGACACACAUGAUCUUCACCGUAUUUGGUCAUCUCGCCUCAGUGAUGGUCAGUUAGAUGCGGUCAAAAACCCACACACUGUCGCUCUGGUUACGGACAAUGCCGGUCCGGAACUGGUCGCUGAUUUGUGUCUGGCUGAGUACCUCAUACAAUCCGGUUUUACCUCUCGAGUGGUAUUCUAUCCGAAGGCCAUUCCGUGGUAUGUAUCUGAUGUCACCGCCAACGAUAUAACUUGGCUUCUCGAUGAAGGUUUGAGUGCCAAAUUCUUAGCCGCACCUUUGGUCCCCUUGGCGCGGAAAUGGGCUGAGAAAUGGCGGGCACGAUUCUCCAAUGGUCAUUUUAUUGUAAGAGAAUCCCCAUUUUGGACGUACUCUUGUCCUUAUGGUGAAAUGGCUAAAGUUAAUCCCAAACUGUACGAAGAGUUGACCACGGGUGUUGAUGUCAUUUUGUUCAAGGGCGAUUUAAAUUAUCGCAAAAUUCUUGCCGAUCGCACUUGGCGCCCGGAUUGUGUAAAACAAAAACAGGCUGCAUUUCGUGGGAUGCAGUUUGGGCGCCCAACGGACUCUACCGGUCGACUAACCUGUUCCUGUUCACCGUCCGCAUCCCCGGGGUUUCCCGUGGAUUGUCGCUGUCCGAUGAAAACCAGUCAAAAUUGGCCUCCGCUAUUGUGCGCACUUCGAAUUGCCAAGGCCGAUGUGGCUGUUGGUCUCACCCCGGAAACUCUCAGUCGUGUUCGAGCCGAAUCAAAUGAUUGGUGGAUUAUCGGUCGUUAUGGCAUCAUUCAAAUAGUUAGCCCGAUUCAGUUGUAG